AUGGAGGAGGAGGAGGAAGAGGAGGAGGAAGAGGAGGAGGAAGAGGAGGAGGAGGAGGAGGAAAGGUGCCCAGAAGAGAAAGAGAAGCGCACGCGCGCGAGAAGGGGGGCUCCGACGGCGGGGCCUCCCGCAUUCCCUCCGCCGCGGUGA
Sparassis crispa is the source of this 150-nucleotide messenger RNA. RefSeq lists its product as hypothetical. The transcript has a single exon. The record is from RefSeq and is a predicted model, not a curated record. Bases 1 to 150 code for a protein of 49 amino acids. NCBI's taxonomy places the organism in Eukaryota, Fungi, Basidiomycota, Agaricomycetes, Polyporales, Sparassidaceae.